AUGUCGCGCCAUCCAGUGAAGCGCGCUGUGCUGCAGGAGGAUGCAGGUUGUUUCCCCACCCAGCCCCCAGAUUCCAGUGAUAGACUCUGCCAGGAGCAUCCCGCCGCCUUGCUAGCCAUCCGUGCGUCCCGUCUGCGCACCCUCGUCCUCCUGGCCUCUGACAAGGGGUCCGCCCUGACCCUGGAGGUGGUGCUGGACGCCUGCCGGGUGGCUGCCGGGGGUCCCCGGGAGCUCCGGGCGCUUAUCGACGUGCCUGACAGCAAGGGAAACAGUGCCCUGGCCCUGGCUGCGAAGAACUGCAAGCCCGCCAACGUGGCACUGCUGCUGAUGCGCGGCGCCGACCCGCUGACGGUCAACCGAUGCGAGGACACCGCGGUGCACGCAGCCGCGCUGUCCGGCUGCUCCCACAGCCUGUCCCUGCUGCUGACGGCGCGCAGCCCCUCAGGCCAUGGCCUGGUGGCGGACGCGCAGCUGGUGGGCCGCCACGCCGCUGAGCGCUGCAUCGACGCGCCCAACGCCGCGGGGUACGCGCCCCUCCAUCUGGCCUGCCUGCACGGCAACCUGGAGGCGGUGAACUGCGGCGACGCGGCCGCCUGCGUGGCGCUGCUGGAGGCCUGGCGCCGGCGUGGGCGCGCCGAGGGCGGCGCCGACCUACGCCGCGUGCGCAAUGCGGCGGGGCUGACCCCGCUGGUCGCCGCACUCAUGGCCGGGCACUUUGGCCUGGCCCGGCUCCUGGUCCAGGGUGGGGGUUCGCUGGCGGGGGAGCACGGCGCGCGCGUGGCCCGCGCUGGUGGAGUCAUGGGCCCCGCAGCGCGCGCGCGCCUGGCCGAGCUCCUGCACCGCGUCCAGCUGCUCAUGAGCCUGCGUGCGCUGGCCGAGGAGUGCUAUACGCCCAGCUGCUGCGUGUGA
Auxenochlorella protothecoides is the source of this 909-nucleotide messenger RNA. RefSeq names its product Serine/threonine-protein phosphatase 6 regulatory ankyrin repeat subunit C. The record is from RefSeq and is a predicted model, not a curated record. Gene Ontology annotation, molecular function: protein binding. The transcript has 5 exons. The coding region runs from base 1 to 909 and encodes 302 amino acids. Lineage: Eukaryota; Viridiplantae; Chlorophyta; Trebouxiophyceae; Chlorellales; Chlorellaceae.